UCCUUCCAUCCAUCUGUCCUCACCCCCACGCCUGUCCGACACCCCUUUCUGUCCAUCCUUAGCCCCCCCGUCCAACCCCACACACCUUUCCUUCUGUCCGUCCAUGCUCACUCCCCACAUGCACUGUUCUUCCCACACACCCUUCUUCCUUCCGUCUGUCCGUCCAUCCAGCACCAUACACUCCCUUGGGAGGGGGUGUGUCCACCCGCACUGGGCAAGCGGGGGUUAACCACAGAGGCCCUGCCCCUGCCUCGGCAUGCUAGAGGUGGCAGGCUCCAGGGCACCGCCCAGCUCCGCAGACGCCAAGCCGCUGACUGGGGAGGACGCAGGGAUCCCCGAUCCCGGAGCCGAGAUGACGAGCUGCGGCCUCCUGACCCGCUUCAACAAGCCGGUGCCCCUGCGCAGCAGCUCGGUGACGGUGCUGAUCCGAGGCUUCGUGGCUGACGUGGGCUGUGAGCUACUCUACAGGAACGAGGAGCCAGGGCCCGUGGAGGCCGUGUUCAUAUUCCCCGUGGACACUGAGGCGGCCGUCUAUGCCUUCCAGGCCCGCCUGGGGGGCACCUGCAUCCAGGCCAAGCUCCAAGAGAAGAAACAGGCUCAGGAGCUGUACGGGGAUGCGCUGGCCGGGGGGCAGAGCUCAUUCCUGCUGCAGCAGGAGGGGGCCGGGGGCGACGUGUUCAGCUGCUCCCUGGGGAACCUGCCCCCCGGGGAGGAGGCGGCGCUGACCCUGCGCUACAUCUGCGAGCUGUCGCUGGAGCCCGAUGGGGCCACCCGCUACGUGCUGCCGGCCGUGCUGCGUCCCCGCUACACGCCCCACAGGUGGGACAGGGCGGAUGUCACCCAGGCGGUCCCGCGGGUGCCCCAGGGGGAACUGCCCUACACCCUGAGUCUGAGCGCCACACUGCAGUCGCCCCACGGCAUCGACCGUGUGCUCUCCAACUGCUCCCUCACCCCCCUGAGCUACACGGCUGGGAACCGGACCAGCGCCCAGGUGUCACUGGCCCAGGCCCCACCAUGGGACCGGGACGUGGAGCUGCUGGUGUAUUAUGCGGAGCCGCACAAACCCAGCGCGGUGCUGGAGGCCGGGUUGCCUGAAGCAGAGCCAGGCUCCCUGAUGGGCAACCCGGCCGUGAUGGUGACCCUGCUGCCCAGCCUGCCCGAGGCGGUGCCAGGCCAGAGCCCAGCCGGAGAGUUCAUCUUCCUGCUGGACCGCUCCGGCAGCAUGCGGUGCCCCAUGGAUGGCCAAGACCGCUCCCCAAAGCGCAUCGACAGCGCCAAGGAGACCCUGGUCCUGCUGUUGAAGAGUUUGCCCCUGGGCUGUUAUUUCAACAUCUAUGGCUUUGGAUCUUGUUUUGAGUCCUUCUACCCGCAGAGUGUGGGAUACACCCAACAGACCAUGGCCGAGUCCCUGCAGCGCGUCCAGCAGCUCCAGGCCGACCUGGGGGGCACCAAGAUCUUGGAGCCUCUACAAGCCAUUUACCGCAGCCCCUGCCAGGAUGGGCACCCACGCCAGCUCUUUGUGUUCACGGACGGGGAGGUGACGAACACCCGGGACAUCAUUGCCGAGGUGCAGCGUCACCAGGGGGGACACAGAUGCUUCUCCUUCGGUAUCGGGGCCGGGGCCUCCACAGCUCUGGUCAAAGGCAUUGCCCGGGCAGCAGGGGGCAGCGCCGAGUUCAUCACCGGGCAAGACCGGAUGCAGCCCAAGGUGCUGCAGUCUCUGAAGCGGGCCCUGCAGCCGGCCGUGACCGGGAUCUCGCUGAGCUGGGAUCUGCCCCCCAGGAUGGAGGCGGAGUUGCUAGGCCGGGGCCCUGAGGUGAUCUUCCCUGGGCAGAGGUGCCUCAUCUAUGCCCAGCUCCGUGGGCAGCCCCAGCCCCCAGACACUGCCGUGGGGUGCGUUACCCUGCAGUACCACAUUCAGGACCAGACCUACAAGGAGAUGCUGCAGUUCCCCCUGCAGCCACAAGAUGGAGACAGGCUGCCCGUUCACCGGCUGGCAGCCAAGUCACUGCUGCUGGAGCUGGAGGAGGCCGUGGGGGCCGGGUCAGAGGAGGACCGGCGCCGGGCGCUGGAGACCAGCCUGAGCUCGGGGGUCGUCUGCUCCCUCACGGCCUACGUGGGGGUGGACACAGAGUGGAGGCAGCCAGUGCAGAGGCCGCUGGUGAGACGGGACAUCCCGCUGGCAGCCUUCAAGGCUGCGGCCAGGAUGCCGUACACGCAGUGUCUCUCGCUGAUGGCAUGUGGAUCCCACAGGCCCGUGCCCAGAUGCGCCUCCCAUGAGUUCAGCGCCCUGAUGUCUGCGUCCCCCCUCGAGGCCAGAGAGGACCACCCCUCCAUGGAGCUGUUCGAGGACAAAUGUAUGGCAUGCACCGUCAGGAGCGGCCCCCGCACACUUGCUCCCCGAGCCCAGAACUGUCCGCCUCCUCCCCCACCCAUAGCUGAGCCAGGAAAGCCCCCAGUGAAAGGGCAACUGCGGAAAGUCCUGGGAACACGCCUCGCCCGGUGCCGCGGCAAGCCAGAGCGGGCACCAGAGGAGUCUCCCCUGCUGAGGCUGGUGUCUCUGCAGAAUGCUGACGGCUCGUGGGACCUGGACCCCCGGCUGGCCGCCGCGCUGGGGGUGAGCGAGACCGAUGCCAGGGGGAGGAUGCCCAGUCAGGACGUGCCUCCCAGCAUCUGGGCCACGGUGCUGGCCGUGGUCUGGCUGCACGGCCGGGCCAUGGGGCAACGCGACGAGUGGGAGCUGCUGGAGGCCAAGGCUGUGGGUUGGGUGCGGGGCCAAGCAGGGCCCUGGCUGAGUGAGUGCCUGGAAGCUGCCAACGCCCUGCUGGGCUUAAACAUUGGCCCUGCCGUCUUCAAGCUCUGAGCUCCCCCUGCCCCGGGAUCCCUGUACCCGCCCCCCAAGCUACCCUGGGCCUCCGACCUGGAGCUUAGAGGCCAGCAGGGGCCACUGGGUGCAGCCCCACCUGGCCAGCCUGUGCCUAGCCCAGAGCUAACCCCCAACUGGGAAGCCACCGCUACCACCAAUUCGGAUGCAUCUGCCUCCUGCUAGCUGAAGAGGAGAACUAAGCUCCACCCCACUCUGGCUGGAGCCUUUAUUUUUAUUUAGCAUCGAGUUAGUGAUGUUCUCUUACACCACCGUGGGUUCGUCGCUGGUGGCCAGUUACAAGCCCAAUGGAGGGAAAGUCCCCUCUGCUACUUGGUUCAGAUUUAGAGCCUCUACGUACAUCGCGGUCGCUUUUUCGCAGCAUCACCCGUCGGCACGUCUUUCUCCUGAUCUUGUGACAUAAGAGUCGCUCUUUGGUCAUUUACUUAUGUCAAGCAUUUCUUACGCCUAGGGCGUCAUCUGGCGAAGCUGGGACAUCACAUCUCACUGCUGUGGACAGUGGGUUUCAGCCCUGCUUUUACUUAGAUACCUCAUGUCCACUUAUCCCUUCUAAAUCCCAAUCGGUCCCCUGCGUCUCCAACCGUACAGCCUGUCACAAAGUGUGGGGGAGUCCGGGCCCUGCACCCCUCUUCCUGGGAUUCACUGGG
Molecule: messenger RNA, 3531 nt
Organism: Chelonia mydas (Green sea turtle)
Lineage: Eukaryota; Metazoa; Chordata; Testudines; Cheloniidae
Product: von Willebrand factor A domain-containing protein 5A-like
Exons: 19
Coding region: 257-2863 (868 amino acids)
Source: RefSeq, a predicted model, not a curated record